Messenger RNA from Pelobates cultripes (western spadefoot toad), 845 nucleotides. Lineage: Eukaryota; Metazoa; Chordata; Amphibia; Anura; Pelobatidae. The record is from the annotation of a GenBank genome assembly.
CCCAUCACAGUCCAAGAGUCCAAGAGUCUGUAAAUGUAGAUGAUGCAAAUACUGGAAAAAUACCAGAACAACAAGAUGAUGCGCAACUGUCCACAUCAUCACACUCUGUCUACCUUGAGAAGACUAUUGACACAGAAAGAUCAAAUGACGACGAAGAAGAAGAAGAAGAAAGAGAGGAACUGGAGCAGGAGGAACAAUCUACUUCUUUGGCAAUACUGGAUUUGUCUGAUCCAGCUAAUUGGCCAGCUGUUCUCACCACCUCACUUGUCAGGAAAGGUCCUGCAAAGCAAAAAAAUAAUUUCAUUUUCCCCAAAGAUGAAGUGAAUAGACGUUUCACUAAAGCAAAUUACAAGCGACGGCUGCCAAACGGAGAAGAAACCUUUAGAAACUGGUUGGUUUAUUCUGUCAAAUUGAACAAAGUAUUUUGUUUUUGUUGUAAGCUAUUUGCAACUAAAGUCACUACAAGUUUGACACGUGGAGGUUAUGAUGACUGGAAAAACUUAUCUCAAAAUCUUUCCAUUCAUGAAAAGUCUAACUCUCAUCUUGUCGCUGUAAGAGACUGGAAUGAACUCUCGAGAAGAUUUGGUUGUGGAAAAACGAUAGAUGCAGCUUCCCAGAGAUUGUUGGCAACUGAAACACAUUGGCAAGAUGUUAAGCGCCUUAUAGGCAUAGUAAAAUAUCUUGGUCGCCAGUGCUUGGCUUUCCGAGGCAGCAGAGAUACGUUAUACAGUGAAAAUAAUGGGAAUUAUCUGCAACUUCGACACCAUUAUGCAGGAACAUCUGAAAAUACAUUUUCCAACAUUAUUUACGGAAAGACAUUCAAAACGAACUCAUCAGCCUUAUAG